Messenger RNA from Salvelinus fontinalis (brook trout), 8586 nucleotides. Its product is annotated as leucine zipper putative tumor suppressor 1-like. Gene Ontology annotation, cellular component: dendritic spine. NCBI's taxonomy places the organism in Eukaryota, Metazoa, Chordata, Actinopteri, Salmoniformes, Salmonidae. The transcript has 5 exons. Bases 524 to 2416 code for a protein of 630 amino acids. The record is from RefSeq and is a predicted model, not a curated record. Gene Ontology annotation, biological process: regulation of synaptic plasticity; regulation of dendrite morphogenesis.
CAGAAAGCAGAGUGGAGAAAUACCGCUCAAUAGAUAGGAUGAUGGGAGAGUGAGAGGAAGAGAUAGGAGUGGGCAAGAAAAGGGGUGAGUGAGUGGUAGAGAAAGGGACAGUGGGAGGGAGCUAAAGAGGGAAAGAACAAGGAGAAAAGAGAGGUAGAAAGAGGAAGAUAGCAAAAGAGUAGCUAUGUAUUUCUGUGGGAGGGUGACAGCGCUCAAUUCCUGGGAGAUGGGAUGACGUGAACACACAGUAUGGAGAGACAAAAACGGGCUUAGAGGACAAAGAAAAAUAAACGCAAACAUAAAAAGAGACAUUGCCCCUGUGUGUCCCACUCAGCAGCGCAAGCCAUCCUCCACAUGGAAGAGGCAGACCCGGGAAAGCAGUUCAGCACUCAGUAAUGGAGAUGGAAACGUUGACAAUAUCUCCCUGGGGUCAUGAGUUUUUCCCGCACUACAAGUACCUCUUCAACAAAAUACGUUAAAGUUGUCAGGACAUCCAUUCUGCUUUCCCUUAUGCUCAGAGACCAUGGGAAGCGUCAGCAGCCUCAUCUCAGGUCACAGUCUUCACAGCAAGCACUGUCAGGCCACGGAGUACAAAUUAAAGAAAGCAGGCCAUCCCCGGAAGACAGGCCGGAGCCUGGAUGGCCUACUGAAGUAUAGCUUUGCACAGGGGUCCUCCAACAACACAUCUAAAGCCAUCUCUCAGGCAGGCAGGAGUGAGGACUUCUUUUACAUAAAAGUGAGCCACAAGCCGCGGACGACUCACCAGAGAGGCAUCCCAACAGAGGACCAUUUAGGACAGGGACAUUUUACUGAUACGGAACCAGACAGUAGAGUGCCACCUAAAUUGCUGCCUAUGUCUGGGAAACUGGAGAAGAAUACCGAGAACGCUUUGAUCCGGCCCACAGCCUUCAAGCCAGUCAUCCCUAGGAGCACCUCUUCCACAGAGACUCGCGACAAUCUCACCCACCUGCUUAUUCCCCCAGAAAGGACCAAAGACUCCCAGGGGCCCAAACAGGACACCUUUUCAGUGACCCUCUCAGACUCUGGGCAGGAUUCAAUGUCCAGCCUGCCUACUCAAAGCACCAAUGGGAGCCUCAGUGCUUCCACAGGCCCAUUGUCUCAGUGUGCAGGAGGCUCAGCCCAUGGCAUGACCCAACCCCUGCAGCCCCCCCGCUCUACAUGGACCAAUGGGAAUGGCAUUAGAGCCAGUGCUAGGGUUGCAGCUCUAAGCAAUGGAGGGGCAGUGAAGGCUAACAGAGAUGCCGUCUCCAUACCGUCCACUCAGCAGCAUAUUCCUCUGUUGGAGGAGAUGGGAGGCUGUAAUCGCUCUCCCAUCUCAAUGGACGAGUCCCUCAUUGAGCUGCUGGAGCAGAGGCUGCUGGAGAGUGAGACAGAGCUGCAGGAGCUGCAGGUGAGCUUUGAGGAGAAAGAGGUGGACACUUGCCAGCCGUUUGAGGAGAGGCAGAGGUAUUGUGUUGAGGAGAUGGAGGGCCUGAAGCAGAGGUGCUCCACCAAGCUCAGGCAGGUCUCGCACAGGGCCGUGAGGAACCACCAGGCCUUGCAACUGCAGGUCAGUCAGCUGCAACAAGACAAGCAGAGGCUCCAGGAUGAGCUGGCCAGGAUGACCCAGGAAAAGGACCUGACAGAGGUCAAACUGAGGUCGUUUGAGAGGGAGAAAACCCAGCUCGAGCCCACCUUAGAGGAGACCCAGUGGGAGGUAUGUCAAAAGACUGGGGAGAUCUCCCUGCUGAAGCAGCAUCUCAGGGACUCCCAGGCUGAUGUCACUCACAAGCUGAAUGACAUCGUCAGCCUCAAGGUCUCGCUGAAGGAGACUCGGGCCAAAAUUGAGGCAUUGGGGCAGCAGAACAAAGAACAAGAGGACAAGAUACGCUCUCGCAGUGUGGAGGUUGAGGUAUGCCACAAUGAGCUCCAGCGCAAGAAGAACGAGGCUGAUCUUCUAAGAGAAAAGGUGGGUAUACUAGAGACAGACAUCAAAGGAAUUAAAAAGGAUCUGGCCCUGGCAAAAGAACAGAGGCAGCAGCAGAAGGCCAAACUGGAGGCCCAGGCCCAGCAGAGGUCAGACCAGAGUGGGGGGAGACAAGGGUGCAUGAGCACUGAUUCCCUCCAGGGAGAGGUGGAGAGACUGAAAGGGGAGCUCAGGGAAGAGAGAGAGACUCAGGAGAGGCUGUUGAACAGCUUUGAGCAUGAAAGACAGACGUGGAACAAGGAGAAGGACAGAGUCAUCAAGUACCAGAACCAGCUUCAGCUCAACUAUCUGCAGAUGCACAAGAAGAACCAAGAUUUGGAGAGAAUCCUGCAGGAGCUCACAGUGGAGCUGGAGAGUCGGCCGGAGCUCGACGUGGACAUCCACAGCUCAGGGUUACACUAUGAGGAUAUGAUAGCCACAGAAAUUUGAGGGAGAAACUCACAGAGAAUAAUAAAAAUCAAUCAACUGUUACAACAGGGUAAUUAAACAAUCAUAUUAAACACAUCAUUUGUUAUAUCUGUCCAGAAAACAGAUGAUCCAUUGCUGCCUUGGCAGGGGCAGCGUUUUAAAGAUAAUGAAGUUGGCUAACAUGCUGCUGCACGAUAUGACAGAAUUGGGGUCAGGUCUGACUACUAAAAUCACACUACUUCUCUAUGACCGUGUAAAGCAGGCUUUAAGCUUUUGUUAUGUUACCCAUAGGGUUGGUUUCCCAGAAACAGAUUAAACCUAGACUUGGACCCCCGAAAAAUUCAAGGCGAGGCUUAAUCUUUGUCCAGGAAACCACCCCAUAAUGUUCAAUUGACAGUAGCCUACGAAAUGGUUAUUCCUCUUGAGCAGUUUCCCAGUACUAUAGUUAACUUAAGGCAAUCGAUCUGCAUGUGUCAAGUCCUACAUAUGAUGUUGCAAGUCUCCACUACAACCACUGAGACUCAGCGACAUGAGAGCCAAUAUAUUUUUAUUUAACCUUUUUGAUCCCAAGCAUCACAGUGGCCAGAGAUACUGCAGAGCGUGUGAGGCAAGAGGAUACCCUCGUCAGCACCCACACAGAUACUGGCAUCUGCACGUGCAUGGGAGUUCACAUCCCUCUCCUGCAACACGAUAUAGAAGCUGCAUGGUAACAAAUGCUGAGGAGUGCAGCCACCUGUGCCACACAGGCUUUCUUUUUGUCGGAAGUCUCCCCACUCUUUGUAGUAACUGUAUAGCUGAGUUUGCCUACGUGUCAAACCACUGGAUGUAUAUUUUGUGAAUCAUCAUCAGUAUUAUUUAUUGAUAUAAGGGACACAAACGUUCAACACAGUAUUGUACUGAUUACGGUUUGAAAGGGACUAAUUAAACUGAGAUGAUAAAGAAUGUAUAUCAAUGCACUUCCAUUGGAAGAGGGACUAGGAGAACAUGAUUGUCUCAAAGUGCAUCCUACACUACACUGAGAAUGUCUCACGGGUACAGAUAGGUCACAGAGGUACAUUUGGCACUAAAUCCUGUUCACUCUCAGCCUAGCCUGAUUGUUACUUACAGUAUCAAGGCUGAAAUCAAAUUAAGGACUAUUGUUAGGAUAUAGGCCCACAAGGCUGUAAAUGGAACAAUGUGGUCACCAGGCUGAGAACAUCAUUCCAACUUUUAUCUGAUGUGCUUGACAUGCAAUGCAAACCAAUGAAAACACAAACACAGAGAGAAUAGCAAUAACGUUUACAUACAUGUAAGGGUUACAGAUAGUUUAAUUGAGACCUCAAGAUAAUAUAUAAUACAUGGGUACUCAGAUCUCUGCAAAUCACAUGGAUGUUUUUGAAUGUACUUUCCCAAAAUGACACCAUAAAGGUUAGAAAGUCUGUAUCAGUAAUUGGGCAGCAGUGAAGCACAUGAGUCUGACAAUGGAGCCUUAUCCUGCUGUGAUUCUGAUGGACAGACAACAUUCAAGCACAAAGAGGUUUGAAUAAAUUAGCAGGGGGAGGCACAUGUGCAAUGUACAAAAGACUGGCUGUUUUUUAUGGUCUCUGGUCAUAGAAGAACUAGCUGUUUUACAGAUGUAUAACAACAAAGCACUCAAUAAAUCCACACAUGAAUUAUGAAACAGAAUACCCUAUAUAUAUUAUAUACAAUUUGGUAUAUGUACAAGUUCAUGUAUAAUUAAUAGUUCAAGUUAGUUCAAAUAGUACAAGUUCAACAAAUGAUCUUACAGUCAGGCACCACAGGCUAAAAGGACAUGUUUGUGUAUUUUGGUCCAAUAACAUUAGUACUUAAUAAGUACAAAGUUAACAUAAACAUGGCUGUAUUUUGGAUGGAUGGAGAUCCUCCAUAGGGCUCUAGCUUGGCAAUAGUUCGAAAAUAUACUGUUAUGGAGUGUAGGCGAGCCUACCGUUACUCCUUAACCUCCAAGGACCUUACUGUAUAUGCUAUGUUUAGAGGGAGACUGGCUCUGGCUGCCAAAACAGUCAAAUACUCCAUCUAAACGUAAAUCGAUUCUCAAAUGCGAUAUGGUUCUAGAAAAAUGAAGCCCUUUACUUGCAUAUCACAUAAAACCAAUUUCACAAACGCUAAAUAUACAUUUACUGUACACUAUUUUAACCCGGUGUACCCUAACCCUAUAAGGCGUGUUGUAAUUUAACCUUUAGUUUAUUAUUCUUUCUAGCUGAUAUGAAAGAUAAUGUUUCCCAAAACAUACAGCAUGCGAUGCAUAUUAACAUUUCGGACCAAGAGCCGAAGCUGUUAACGAACCCCCCCCCCCCCCAGACGGAAGAUACCUUUGUGAAUAGAAGCUAACGUUAGAAGCGUGCUGUCAACAGACCAUCUGCUCGAACUUCCAGCACAAGCUAACAUAGCUAUGUCGUUGGAGGUUUGAGCCUGCUUGGCUAGGCUAAUACUUGAUGUGCAUUUAUACAUUUCCUAUAGUUUAUUAUGCUACCAUCAUUAAUUCCGAAGCCCACUAUACUGAAUCAUAUACAGUGCAUUCUGAAAGUAUUCAGACCCCUGGACUUUUUCCACAUUUUGUUACGUUACAGCCUUAUUCUAAAAUUGAUUCAAUUGUUGUUCGUUUUCCUCAUCAAUCUACACACAAUAAACCGUAAUGAGAAAGCAAAACCAGUUUUUUUAUAAUGUUUUGCAAAUUAUUUUUGUAUUUUUUACAGAAGUACCCUUUCAGAACCUUUGCUAUGAGACUCAAAAUUGAGCUCAGGUGCAUCCUGUUUACAUUCAUCAUCCUUGAGAUGUUUCUACAACUUGGAGUCCAUCUGUGGUAAAUUAAAUUGAUUGAACAUGAUUUGGAAAGGCACACACACCUGUCUAUAUAAAGGUCCCACAGUUGACAGUGCAUGUCAGAGCAAAAACCAAGACAUAAGAUCAAAGCUCCGAUUAAAAAUAAAUAAAAAAUCAAGAUAAACUAAAUAUUACAUUUACAUAAGUAUUCAGACCCUUUACUCAGUACUUUGUUGAAGCACCUUAAACAGCGAUUACAGCCUCUAGUCUUCUUGGGUAUGACGCUACCAUCCCAUUCUUCUCAGCAGAUCGUCUCAAGCUCGUCAGGUUGGAUGGGGAGCAUCGCUGCACAGCUAUUUUCAGGUCUGUCCAGAGAUGUUCAAUCGGGUUCAAGUCCGGGCCCUGGCUGGGCCACUCAAGGACAUUCAGGGACUUGUACACAACCACUUCUGCGUUGUCUUGGCUGUGUGCUUAGGGUCAUUGUCCUGUUGGAAGGUGAACCGUCACCCUAUUCUGAGGUCCUGAGCAGUCUGGAGCAGGUUUUCAUCAAGGAUCUUUCUAUACAUCUUUCCCCCGAUCCUGACUAGUUUCCCAGUCCCUGCCGCUGAAAAACAUUCCCACAGCAUGAUUCUGCCACCGCCAUGCUUCACCGUAGAGAUGGUGCCCGUUUUCCUCCAGAUGUGACGAUUGGCAUUACGACAAAAGAGAAUCUUGAAUCCUUUGGGUACCUUUUGGCUGUCAUGUGCCUUUAACUGAGGAGUGGCUUCCGUCUGACCACUCUACCAUAAAGGCCUGAUUGGUGGAGUGCUGCAGAGAUGGUUGUCCUUCUGGAAGGUUCUCCCAUCUCCACAGAGGAACUCUGGAGCUCUGUCAGAGUGACCAUCGGAUUCUUGGUCACCUCCUUGACCAAGGCCCUUCUCCCCCGAUUGCUUAGUUUGGCCAGGCUGCCAGCUUUAGGAAGAGUCUUGGUGGUUCCAAACUUCUUCCAUUUAAGAAUGAUGGAGGACACUGUGUUCCCGGGGACAUUCAAGGCUGCAGACAUUUUUGGAUACCCUUCCCCAGAUCUGUGCCUCGACACAGUCCUGAAGCUCUGCGGAGGAUCUGAAUAAAUUAUUAAUUAAAAAAAUAUAUAUAUAUUAGAUUUGUUUCUUCUAAAAAACAGUUUUAGCUUUGUCAUUAUGGGGUGUUGUAUGUAGAUUGAUGCCGAUUUGUUUUAUAUUUAAACCAUUUUAGAAUAAGGCUGUAACGUAACAAAAUGUGGAAAAGGGGAAAGGGGUCUGAAUACUUUCCGAAUGCACUGAAUAAAGCACAUUUAAUAGAGAAUAUUAUACUGGACUUUCAGUAGAAUGGCCUUACUGAAGAUCUCAGUAACUUUCAAAGUGGCACCGUCAUAGGAUGCCACCUUUGAAACAAGUCAGUUCGUCAUAUUUCUGCCCUGCUAGAGCUCCCCCGGUCAACUGCAAGUGCUGUUAUUGUGAAGUGGAAACAUCUAUGAGCAACAACGGUUCAGCUGCGAAGUGGUAGGCCACAAAAGCUCCCCAAACGGGACCGCAGAGUGCUCUGAUGCUCUACGCGCAUCAGGUUGCAACACUCACUACAGAGUCCCAAACUGCCUCUGGAAGCAAUGUCAGCACAAAAACUGUUUGUUGGGAGCUUCAUGAAAUGGGUUUGGAAUUGGAACGCUGACUGCAAGCCAUGGCUAGUCGCCCAACAUCAGUGCCCGACUUCAGUAAUGCUCUUGUGGCUAAAUGGAUGCAAGUGUCCGCAGCAAUGCUCCAAUAGCUAGUGGAAAGCCUUCCCAGAAGAGUGGAGGCUGUUAUAGCAGCAGAGGGAGACCAACUCCAUAUUAAUGCCCAUGAUUUUGUAAUUAGAUGUUUGACAAGAAGGUCAUGUAGUGCACAUUUGGUAAUUGGUACACUAAAUCCAGUGUAGCCUAGUUCCCUGCAUCGGAACCUUGCGCAACUACGGUACCUGUACAUAAUAAAUGUCGCAAUCUUAAAUAUAAACAUCAUUUCAGUAUCCUAGUUGAUGUCGAAGCUAGCCAGCCUAAUGCUAUUGCUACACAGUCAUCUAGGGGUUUUAGGCCUGACUAAAUUAUACGUAACCUUUGCUGAAUGUAUGCGUUGACGUGAGAAGUAAGGGUACGCGGGUGCACGGCUAGCUCGGUCUUGACUCUCCUAGUUGGCCAGCCCAAUCAGUUUGUUCAUUAACGUUUAAAUUUCAGUGACAAAAUAAUAAUAUACAAAGAAAAAAGUCCAAAAGAAAAGUAUCUAAGUUACACAAACAAAUGCAGGCAAGGACCGCUAGACCAAGGCUCCAACUCUCUCACUGAUUGCCAACACCUCUGAGUAAUCGUGUAAUUUAUCACAUUCCUGGUAGAACUAACUUGCUGCUGCCAUCUAGGGUUGGGAUAUGGAGGUGGAAAAGGGACUGAAUAACUCUGCCCUUUGCAGUUAUUCUCCCAAUGAUAACAAUGUGGAUUCAACAAAUGAAUAAACGCUAUAUAUCCAUUUUAAUAAAUGUUAGUAAAUUAGCUUUUAUUGUUUAAAGAGAUUAUGAAAGAGAUUGGUGUGUUUUUUCCCCAUCUAAUCAUGGUAUGUGGUUGUUCAAUGACAGACUUGCAUUUGUUGGAAAUGUAUCACUUCAUAGUUUAAUUUCAAAGAGAAAAUAAUCAUGUUUUUUCGCUAAAUGCUGUAUAUCCGUCCUCUCUCAGAGAAAUAAGCAGUCCUGCAAGGUUUUACACAGUCAAAUGUCACAAAUUAAAAAAAUAUAAAGAAAUUUACAAAUUAUACAUUUGUGACGUCAAUAUAAAACAAUUAAAUAAUAAUAAAAUACAAUGAGAUCGGUAUGUUAAACAUUUGCAUUUGACAUUUUAGUCAUUUAGCAGAUACUGUUAUCCAGAGCAACUUACCACUAUUAAGACACAACCAUCUGUCAGAACCUUGCACGCAGCUGUUUCCCCCCUCUCAAUCACAACAAACAAACCUCCUGCAGGUUCAGUUCAAUAUUUAUAGGCAGAUGUCAGAGGAAGCUUUGAAUAGGUCUGUAACCUGCAGAGUAAUAUGAGGAGAAUGCAAUUGCUGAAUUUAGAUAUUCUAAACUAAGUGUUUUGAACCCUUUCAGGUAUAGUAACAGGUCCAUAUAGAAUAAACAAACCUUUACAUAAUACCAUAGAAGCAAUGUGCACCUUUCACCUUCCAUAGUCAUUCCCAGCUGAUACAAAUACUGUUUCUAUUGACAUUUUGCCUGGUGAUAAAGGGCCUACCUUGGCAAACAGUGGUCAAACCUUCAUGUGUGGUGUCCCUUAUACAACAGGAGUUCCCUGAUCCUGGUGCAGAAUACACAGGGUUUUUCUCACCCCAUAUUGACUGACACCAUUCAAUUCAAUAAUAAAAACAAUACAAGUAAAA